Molecule: messenger RNA, 2979 nt
Organism: Pongo pygmaeus (Bornean orangutan)
Lineage: Eukaryota; Metazoa; Chordata; Mammalia; Primates; Hominidae
Gene: SLC2A9
Product: solute carrier family 2 member 9
Exons: 12
Coding region: 105-1805 (566 amino acids)
Biological process (GO): dehydroascorbic acid transport
Cellular component (GO): plasma membrane
Molecular function (GO): D-glucose transmembrane transporter activity
Source: RefSeq, a predicted model, not a curated record
AACUCCCACCCUCCUUCCGGUGGACUCUGCCUCCUCAUUCACGGAGAUGCCUUGGCAGAGUCCGGGGUCCCUGGGCCGAGCCAUCAGCUGAGUCACUGAGACCCAUGGCAAGGAAACAAAAUAGGAAUUCCAAGGAACUGGGCCUAGCUCCCCUCGCAGAUGACACAAGCCACGCCGGGCCUCCAGGGCCAGGGAGGGCACUGCUGGAGUGUGACCACCUGAGGAGCGGGCUGCCAGAUGGGAGGAGAAGAAAGGACUGGUCCUGCUCGCUCCUCGUGGCCUCCCUCGCGGGCGCCUUCGGCUCCUCCUUCCUCUACGGCUACAAUCUGUCUGUGGUGAACGCCCCCACCCCGUACAUCAAGGCCUUUUACAAUGAGUCAUGGGAAAGAAGGCAUGGACGUCCAAUAGACCCAGACACUCUGACUCUGCUCUGGUCUGUGACUGUGUCCAUAUUCGCCAUCGGUGGACUUGUGGGGACGUUAAUGGUGAAGAUGAUUGGAAAGGUUCUUGGGAGGAAGCACACUUUGCUGGCCAAUAAUGGGUUUGCAAUUUCUGCUGCAUUGCUGAUGGCCUGCUCACUCCAGGCAGGAGCCUUUGAAAUGCUCAUCAUUGGACGCUUCAUCAUGGGCAUAGAUGGAGGCAUCGCCCUCAGUGUGCUCCCCAUGUACCUCAGUGAGAUCUCACCCAAGGAGAUCCGUGGCUCUCUGGGGCAGGUGACCGCCAUCUUUAUCUGCAUUGGUGUGUUCACUGGGCAGCUUCUGGGCCUGCCCGAGCUGUUGGGAAAGGAGAGUACCUGGCCAUACCUGUUUGGAGUGAUUGUGGUCCCUGCCGUUGUCCAGCUGCUGAGCCUUCCCUUUCUCCCGGACAGCCCACGCUACCUGCUCUUGGAGAAGCACAAUGAGGCGAGAGCUGUGAAAGCCUUCCAGACGUUCUUGGGUAAAGCAGACGUUUCCCGAGAGGUAGAGGAGGUGGCUGAGAGCCGUGUGCAGAGGAGCAUCCGCCUGGUGUCCGUGCUGGAGCUGCUGAGAGCUCCCUACGUCCGCUGGCAGGUGGUCACCGUGAUUGUCACCAUGGCCUGCUACCAGCUCUGUGGCCUCAACGCAAUUUGGUUCUACACCAACAGCAUCUUUGGAAAAGCUGGGAUCCCUCUGGCAAAGAUCCCGUACGUCACCUUGAGUACAGGGGGCAUCGAGACUUUGGCUGCCAUCUUCUCUGGUUUGGUCAUUGAGCACCUGGGACGGAGACCCCUCCUCAUUGGUGGCUUUGGGCUGAUGGCCCUCUUCUUUGGGACCCUCACCAUCACACUGACCCUGCAGGACCGCGCCCCCUGGGUCCCCUACCUGAGUGUCGUGGGCAUUCUGGCCAUCAUCGCCUCUUUCUGCAGUGGGCCAGGUGGCAUUCCGUUCAUCUUGACUGGUGAGUUCUUCCAGCAAUCUCAGCGGCCGGCUGCCUUCAUCAUCGCAGGCACCGUCAACUGGCUCUCCAACUUUGCUGUUGGGCUCCUCUUCCCAUUCAUUCAGAAAAGUCUGGACACCUACUGUUUCCUAGUCUUUGCUACAAUUUGUAUGACAGGUGCUAUCUACCUAUAUUUUGUGCUGCCUGAGACCAAAAACAGAACCUAUGCAGAAAUCAGCCAGGCAUUUUCCAAAAGGAACAAAGCAUACCCACCAGAAGAGAAAAUUGACUCAGCUGUCACUGAUGGUAAGACAAAAGGAAGGCCUGAACAAGUUUCCUCCUCCACGUUGGACAAUUAUGUCAAAAACAGGAUUGUCUACAUGGAUGAUCUCACUUUUCAGGAAACUUAAAAUUUACCCAUUAUUGGGAGGCUUAAAUGAAUUGAAGCUAUGCAAGUCUUUUAUAUUAUUAAAUAUUUAAAAGUAAACCUGUACUAAUCUAACAUUGCAACUAUGUUAGCAUUAUUCACAACUGAAUCUCCCAAACUCUUCUGGAAGCUGCAAGGAAUCACUCUGUGUUUCAGUAGACCCACCGUUCUUCCAUAUAGGUUGAUGACCUGCCUUCUUCAUGACUCAACCCAUGAUUUCAAAAUGAAAUUGGGGAAAUAGUAUGUUAAUGCUUUAUCAAAGAAAAAUAAAUUUGGUCUGAUAGGGGACUCAAUGGAUUAGAGAUCACAGACUGAGGUUCUAGUCCCAGCUUUACCACAAGCAGCCUUGACCUGCCCUCAACCUGGGUCCCAGUGCCUCAAUGACCCUAGGCUUCCAUCCCUGAUAUAGGCUUUCAGAAGUCAGUGGAAAGAUUAUUCAUAGUGCCUAAGAAAUGCCUGUUUCCAAUAUUUGACCUUGUGGAUCUCAGGUUUUGGAGAUCCUAAUGCCAACCCACCAGCCUGCAGAUUUUGUCUUUCCCAAACUGUGUUCCAGGAAUGGGCUCAAAACUUCAGGGCUGACGCUGUCCUCACCCCAGACUAUUAGAGUCCUGUGUGCUCACAGAGAACAUGAAGAAGAGCAAUGUGUGGAAGACUUAACUUUCUCGUAACUGCAGCAGGGACUGAAAAUUGACCUCUAUCCAAAUGAAAAACAAUGUUGAGGAUGAUUCUAAAGCUAAACCUAGGCUUAGUGGGGGAAAAAAAACAUUGUGAUUAAUUGGUGAUCUCUGCCACAAGUGUGGGGCUCAGAGUGUCAGCACAUGUACCUCAUGUUUACCAAGUCUACAAGAGAUUUCUCUGAAAAGGUAAUGAGCUGUCUUGAAAGAUGGGGAGUUCACCAUCACUCAAAGUGCUCAAGGGAAGACUGGGUGAUUACUCAUCUUGACUGUUGCCAAGAAAAUCUGUGUCAACUUUGGAGGAAGGUGUUUGGAAUAGAUAUGUUGAAGGGCACUUCUAACUCUUACAUGCUAGGGUUGUUUGAGUAAGAUCUACUUACAGCCUGCCAUCGUAAUGUGUGGCUUGUGGUUUGGGCGAUUUCCUAUACUUGCUUCUAAAAUGAAACAACGUGUCCUAAAGUAAAGUAAAGUGCACUUGAAUUA